UUUUGCAUCUAAUAGUUUUCUUGUUUUAGGGGUAAAAAUAUUUCCAUCAUGGCUCAUUCAAAGACAAGAACCAAUGAUGGAAAAAUUACCUAUCCUCCUGGUGUCAAGGAAAUCUCAGACAAAAUAUCUAAAGAAGAGAUGGUGAGACGGUUAAAGAUGGUUGUGAAAACUUUCAUGGAUAUGGACCAGGACUCUGAAGAGGAAAAGGAGCUUUAUUUAAACCUAGCUUUACAUCUUGCUUCAGACUUUUUCCUCAAGCAUCCUGACAAAGAUGUUCGCUUACUGGUAGCCUGCUGCCUUGCUGAUAUUUUCAGGAUUUAUGCUCCUGAAGCUCCUUAUACGUCCCCCGAUAAACUAAAGGAUAUAUUUAUGUUUAUAACAAGGCAGUUGAAGGGGCUAGAGGAUACAAAGAGCCCACAAUUCAAUAGGUAUUUUUAUUUACUUGAGAACAUUGCUUGGGUCAAGUCGUAUAACAUAUGCUUUGAGUUGGAAGAUAGCAAUGAAAUUUUUACCCAGUUAUACAGAACGUUAUUUUCAGUUAUAAACAAUGGCCACAAUCAGAAAGUUCAUAUGCACAUGGUAGACCUCAUGAGUUCUAUUAUUUGUGAAGGAGAUACAGUAUCUCAGGAGCUUUUGGAUACGGUUUUGGUGAAUCUGGUACCUGCCCAUAAGAAUUUAAACAAGCAAGCAUAUGAUUUGGCAAAGGCUUUACUGAAGAGGACAGCUCAAGCUAUUGAACCAUAUAUUACCAAUUUUUUUAAUCAGGUUCUGAUGCUUGGGAAAACAUCUAUCAGUGAUUUGUCAGAGCAUGUCUUUGACUUGAUUUUGGAGCUCUAUAAUAUUGAUAGCCAUUUGCUGCUCUCAGUUUUACCCCAGCUUGAAUUUAAAUUGAAGAGCAAUGAUAAUGAGGAACGCCUACAAGUUGUUAAACUACUGGCAAAAAUGUUUGGGGCAAAGGAUUCAGAAUUGGCCUCUCAAAACAAACCGCUCUGGCAGUGUUACUUGGGCAGGUUUAAUGACAUUCAUGUACCAAUCCGCCUGGAAUGUGUGAAAUUUGCUAGCCAUUGUCUCAUGAACCAUCCUGAUUUAGCAAAGGACUUAACAGAGUAUCUUAAAGUGAGGUCACAUGAUCCUGAGGAAGCUAUUAGACAUGAUGUUAUUGUGUCUAUAGUCACAGCUGCUAAAAAGGAUAUUCUUCUGGUCAAUGAUCACUUGCUUAAUUUUGUGAGAGAGAGAACAUUAGACAAACGGUGGAGAGUGCGCAAAGAGGCAAUGAUGGGACUUGCCCAGAUUUAUAAGAAAUAUGCUUUACAAUCAGCAGCUGGAAAAGAUGCUGCAAAGCAGAUUUCAUGGAUCAAAGACAAAUUGCUACAUAUAUAUUAUCAAAACAGUAUUGAUGAUAGAUUGCUUGUUGAACGGAUCUUUGCUCAGUACAUGGUCCCCCACAAUUUGGAAACUACAGAACGGAUGAAAUGCUUAUAUUACUUGUAUGCCACACUGGACUUAAAUGCUGUGAAAGCAUUAAAUGAAAUGUGGAAAUGUCAAAAUCUGCUCAGACAUCAAGUAAAGGAUUUGCUUGACUUAAUUAAGCAACCUAAAACAGAUGCCAGUGUCAAGGCAAUAUUUUCAAAAGUGAUGGUUAUUACAAGAAAUUUGCCAGAUCCUGGUAAGGCGCAGGAUUUCAUGAAGAAAUUCACACAGGUGUUAGAAGAUGAUGAGAAAAUAAGAAAACAGUUAGAAGUACUUGUCAGUCCAACAUGUUCCUGCAAGCAGGCUGAAGGUUGUGUGCGUGAAAUAACUAAGAAGUUGGGCAACCCCAAACAGCCUACAAAUCCUUUUCUGGAAAUGAUCAAGUUUCUCUUGGAGAGGAUAGCACCUGUGCAUAUAGAUACUGAAUCUAUCAGUGCUCUUAUAAAGCAAGUGAACAAAUCAAUAGAUGGAACAGCAGAUGAUGAAGAUGAAGGUGUUCCAACUGAUCAAGCCAUCAGAGCAGGUCUUGAACUACUUAAGGUACUCUCAUUUACACAUCCCAUCUCGUUUCAUUCUGCUGAAACAUUUGAGUCUCUCCUGGCUUGUCUGAAAAUGGAUGAUGAAAAAGUAGCAGAAGCUGCACUCCAGAUUUUCAAAAACACAGGAAGCAAAAUUGAAGAGGAUUUCCCACACAUCAGAUCAGCUUUGCUUCCUGUUUUACAUCACAAAUCUAAAAAAGGACCCCCCCGUCAAGCCAAAUAUGCUAUUCAUUGUAUCCAUGCGAUAUUUUCUAGUAAAGAGACCCAGUUUGCGCAGAUAUUUGAGCCUCUGCAUAAGAGCCUAGAUCCAAGCAACCUGGAACAUCUCAUAACACCGCUGGUCACUAUCGGUCACAUUGCUCUCCUCGCACCAGAUCAGUUUGCUGCUCCUUUGAAGUCUUUGGUAGCUACUUUCAUUGUGAAAGAUCUCCUCAUGAAUGAUCGGCUUCCAGGAAAAAAGACAACUAAACUUUGGGUUCCAGAUGAAGAAGUUUCACCUGAGACAAUGGUCAAAAUUCAGGCUAUUAAAAUGAUGGUUCGAUGGCUACUUGGAAUGAAAAAUAAUCACAGUAAAUCAGGAACUUCUACUUUAAGAUUGCUCACAACGAUAUUGCAUAGUGAUGGAGACUUGACAGAACAGGGGAAAAUUAGUAAACCAGAUAUGUCACGCCUGAGACUUGCUGCUGGGAGUGCUAUUGUGAAGCUGGCACAAGAACCCUGUUACCAUGAAAUUAUCACAUUAGAACAGUAUCAGCUAUGUGCGUUAGCUAUCAAUGAUGAAUGCUAUCAAGUAAGACAAGUUUUUGCUCAGAAGCUUCACAAAGGCCUUUCUCGAUUACGGCUUCCACUUGAGUAUAUGGCAAUCUGUGCACUUUGUGCAAAAGAUCCCGUAAAAGAAAGAAGAGCCCAUGCCAGGCAGUGUCUGGUAAAAAAUAUCAAUGUGAGACGCGAGUAUCUGAAGCAGCAUGCAGCUGUUAGUGAAAAAUUACUGUCUCUUCUACCUGAGUAUGUUGUUCCAUAUACAAUUCACCUUUUGGCACAUGACCCAGAUUAUGUCAAAGUACAGGAUAUUGAACAACUUAAAGAUGUUAAAGAGUGUCUUUGGUUCGUUCUGGAAAUAUUAAUGGCAAAGAAUGAAAAUAACAGCCAUGCAUUUAUCAGAAAGAUGGUAGAAAAUAUUAAACAAACAAAAGAUGCUCAAGGACCAGAUGAUGCAAAAAUGAAUGAAAAACUGUAUACUGUGUGUGAUGUUGCCAUGAAUAUCAUCAUGUCAAAAAGCACCACAUACAGUUUGGAAUCUCCUAAAGACCCAGUACUACCUGCUCGUUUUUUCACCCAACCUGACAAGAACUUCAGUAACACCAAAAAUUAUCUGCCUCCAGAAAUGAAAUCAUUUUUCACUCCUGGAAAACCUAAAACAACCAAUGUUCUAGGAGCUGUUAAUAAGCCGCUUUCAUCAGCAGGCAAACAAUCGCAGACAAAAUCAUCACGAAUGGAAACUGUAAGCAAUGCAAGCAGUAGUUCAAAUCCAAGCUCUCCUGGGAGAAUAAAAGGGAGGCUUGAUAGUUCUGAAAUGGAUCACAGUGAAAAUGAAGAUUACACAAUGUCUUCACCUUUGCCAGGAAAAAAAAGUGACAAGAGAGACGACUCUGAUCUUGUAAGGUCUGAAUUGGACAAGCCUAGAAGCCGGAAGAAAACACCUGUAACAGAUUCAGAAGAGAAAUUAGGCAUGGAUGACCUGACUAAGUUGGUCCAGGAACAGAAACCUAAAGGCAGUCAGCGUGGACGGAAGAGAGGCCAUACGGCUUCAGAAUCAGAUGAACAGCAGUGGCCUGAGGAAAAGAGGCUUAAAGAAGAUAUUUUAGAAAAUGAGGAUGAACAGAAUAGUCCACCAAAAAAAGGUAAAAGAGGACGGCCACCAAAACCUCUUGGUGGAGGUACACCCAAAGAGGAGCCAACAAUGAAAACUUCUAAAAAAGGAAGCAAAAAAAAAUCGGGACCAUCAGCAGUGGAAGAAGAGGAAGAAGAAGAAAGACAAAGUGGAAACACAGAGCAGAAGUCAAAAAGCAGACAGCACCGAACUUCAAGGAGAGCACAACAGAGCAGAGCAGAAUCUCCUGAAACUAGUGCAGUUGAAUCCACACAAUCCACCCCACAGAAAGGACGAGGAAGACCAUCAAAAACGCCAUCACCAUCCCAACCCAAAAAAAAUGUCCGUGUAGGACGCUCCAAACAAGCAGCUACUAAAGAAAAUGAUUCAAGUGAAGAAGUAGAUGUGUUUCAGGGUAGCUCUCCUGUCAAUGAUGAUAACCCACAGGAAGAAACAGAGGAAGAGGAAGUUUCUACAGUAAAUGUGCGGCGGCGAAGUUCUAAAAGAGAAAGGCGGUGAACAAAUGUCUUUAAUAACUUUCUGUGAGAAAGCUUUGAAAAAAUUUUUUUGUCAAGCUUCAGGCUGAGUAAAGCCUUUGAUGCACAAAAUGGGACUGCUGAAGAGUGGACAGUUGGACCUUACUCUGAUGACCUUAUGUAUUUGUGGUCACACGCUUUAGCCAUGCGCAUGGUGAUAACAUUGACUAUGGAGUCUUGUGAAAAAGUGUAAUGUGCGAUGGCUCUGUAGACACAAACUAAAGAAGAAUCUUGUAAAUAUAUUUUUUCUUUCUUUUUCUUUCUUUCUUUCUUUCUUUCUUUCU
Messenger RNA from Vicugna pacos (alpaca), 4699 nucleotides. The record is from RefSeq and is a predicted model, not a curated record. Lineage: Eukaryota; Metazoa; Chordata; Mammalia; Artiodactyla; Camelidae.